AUGGUUUACUCAACGCUGUCUCCUCCCCUGGACCUGUCACAUCACUUCUCCUCGGUCACGAAGAGACGGGAGGCGAGCGAAACAAAGAGCCUGUAUAAGUACUUUUUCAUCCCAGGCAUUGCGAACUUGGCUGGUGGCCUGCCAAAUGCGUCAUACUUCCCCUAUGAUACCCUCGAAGCUACCGUUGCUCAUCCUCAGCAAAGCCCGACUACCAAUCUCCUGAAGAAAAUUGAUCUUACCACAGCCCUCCAGUAUGGAACAGCUGAAGGCCUCCCCGUUAUGGCCGAUUUCGUCCGGCAGUUCACUCGCAAUCACCUCCACCCGAAUGUCCCCUAUGCCGGCGGCCCUGGCACCCUUCUCACGUGCGGUGCCACCGACGGGUUUUCCAAGGCCAUUGAAACCUUUACUAACCCGUGGGACCCUCGUCGGGAUUGGAUCAGUCAACGUGAGGGCAUACUAUGCGAGGAAUUUGUGUACAUGAACGCAAUCCAAACCGUGAAACCGCGGGGCCUUAACAUCGUUCCAGUAGCCAUAGAUGCGCAGGGUAUGCUUGCGCAUGGUAAAGGAGGAUUGGCCGACGUGCUUGAGAACUGGGAUUUCAAGAAGGGCCGUCUCCCGCAUCUGAUGUACACAAUUACUAUCGGCCAAAACCCGACGGGCGGGACCUUGUCGGUCGAGCGCAGGAGGGAGAUCUACGCUCUCUGUCGACAAUUCGACAUCAUCAUCAUAGAAGACGAUCCGUACUGGAACUUACAGUCCUCCGGGUACGAUUUUCUGGAUUCCUUGGUGCCAUCGUAUCUCUCCGUUGAUACAGACGGGCGUGUCGUGCGUCUUGACACCUUCUCGAAGACCAUAGCUCCUGGUUGUCGCUUAGGAUGGAUUACCGCUCAGCCAGCUAUAAUUGAACGCCUGACUCGUCUCACCGAGACAUCAACUCAGCAGCCAUCAGGUUUUGUACAGGCCAUGGUGGCCGAACUGAUUGUGGGUCAGCAAUCCGAGGAUGGCCAGAAUGCCACAGGUGCAAGUAAGAAUAAAUCUAAAAAGAGCGAACAAGCCUGGCAGAUGGACGGCUGGGUUCGCUGGUUGGAAGGCCUCCGUGCGGGAUACGAACAACGCAUGACGACAAUGUGUACAAUUCUCGAAGAGGGCAAGUACCUCAUUGACUCCGGUAGCGCAUGGGACGAUGCACAACCCAUGGCAGAGGAUGAGACCGCCUGGGAAGUCCUGGAUAAGAUGCAGAUGUACGAGUUCUCCUGGCCCACCGGCGGUAUGUUUGUGUGGGUCAAGGUUUGCAUCGAGACGCACCCCUUGCUUGAGAAGUAUGGCCCGGAGAAGCUGAUCCAAGCUUUGUGGCUGCAUUUGAUGCAAAAGCCGUAUUUGUGCCUUUCGGGUCCCGGAACCAUGUUUGCUCCUACAACGGAGCUUCUGGACCGGGCGCAGACAUAUUACAGGUUGUGCUUUGCGGCGAUGCCUGCGGAGGAUGUGUUGGGCAUUACUCGGAGGUUGGUAGAUGGAUUUCGCGCGUUUUGGCAACGGAAGAAUCUCGAUGGCUUGGAUGAUGAGGAGAUUGCUCUUAGUAGGCUGCAGGCAAAGGGUUCAGGCAACUUGUUGGGUUUGGGCUGCUAG
Molecule: messenger RNA, 1626 nt
Organism: Aspergillus niger
Lineage: Eukaryota; Fungi; Ascomycota; Eurotiomycetes; Eurotiales; Aspergillaceae
Exons: 5
Coding region: 1-1626 (541 amino acids)
Biological process (GO): biosynthetic process
Molecular function (GO): pyridoxal phosphate binding; transaminase activity
Source: RefSeq, a predicted model, not a curated record